This is a messenger RNA of Pseudophryne corroboree (corroboree frog), 5615 nucleotides long. It is a transcript of the gene LAMB4, whose product is annotated as laminin subunit beta 4. NCBI's taxonomy places the organism in Eukaryota, Metazoa, Chordata, Amphibia, Anura, Myobatrachidae. Bases 1 to 5562 code for a protein of 1853 amino acids. The record is from RefSeq and is a predicted model, not a curated record. The transcript has 35 exons. Gene Ontology annotation, biological process: tissue development; animal organ morphogenesis.
AUGCUAAUGCUCUCUCCUGGUUCGCCAAAGUUUGUGAAGUUAAGAGAGGGGGAAAAGGGAAAUCUUUUCCAGCUGAUAAGUGUUACAAAUGCUCAGGGAAGCUGUGAAGAUGGCCCUUGCUAUCCAACCCUUGGGGAUCUUCUAGUAGGGCGCAGUAAACAGCUGUCAGCGUCAUCAACAUGUGGACAGAAUGAGCCUCAGAGAUACUGUAUUCUCAGCUACCUGGAGGAUGAUGAAAAAUGUUUUACCUGUGAUUCCAGGUAUCCAUAUAAUCCAUACUCUCAUCCCAAUAGCCAUGAGAUUGAAAAUGUUAUUACAGCGUUUGAUCCAGAGUGGAAAAAGAAAUGGUGGCAAUCAGAAAAUGGAGUUGAUUAUGUCAGCAUUAGACUGGACCUAGAAACAUUAUUUCAAUUCAGCCAUCUUGUAAUGACCUUCAAGACAUUUCGACCUGCUGCCAUGCUGGUAGAGCGAUCACGGGACUUUGGAAAAACGUGGAAAGUGUUUAGAUAUUUUGCUCAAAACUGUGCUUCAUCUUUUCCUGGCAUAUUGCAAGGUCAUGCUGAUGAAAUAGGGGAUGUAGUUUGUGAUUCACGUUACUCUGACAUGGAACCAUCUACCGAAGGGGAGGUGAUUUUAAAGGCCCUUGAUCCCAGUUUUGAUAUUGAUGAUCCUUACGACUCCUACAUACAAGAUAUCAUUACCAUAACAAAUAUAAGAAUCAAUUUUACAAAACUUCAUACUCUUGGUGAUACAUUGGGUAAUGGAUGGCAAAGUGUGACCCAAGAAAAAUAUUACUAUGCAGUUUAUGAAAUGAUUGUAAGAGGAAACUGCUAUUGCAAUGGGCAUGCUAGUCAGUGUGUCCCUGUACAGAACAUGAGAGGUGAUGUCUUCAAUCAGUCUGCAAUGGUUCAUGGUAAAUGUGUCUGUCAGCAUAACACAGAUGGCCUAAACUGUGAGAAAUGUAAAGAAUUUUAUAAUGAUGCUCCAUGGAGUCCAGCAGUUGGUUUUGAGGAUAAUGCCUGCAGGAAGUGCAAUUGUAAUGGACACUCUGACAAAUGUCACUUUGACAUGUUGGUAUACCAGGAAAACAACAGCACUAGUGGUGGUGUGUGUGAGGACUGCCAGCACAAUACUAAGGGAAAUCAGUGUGAGCUAUGCAAGCCAUACUUCUACCAUGACCCUCUCAGAGACAUAUCUGACCCAAACACUUGUAUUGCCUGUGACUGUGAUCCGGAUGGAACGGAAGGUAACGGAUUAUGUCAGUGUCACACAGAUCACAGAUUGGGGAUAAUUGCUGGGACAUGCUUAUGCAAAGAAAAUGUAGAAGGAAUCCGCUGUGAUCAAUGUAAACCUGGCUAUUUUGGACUGAGUGCCACUGAUCCAGCGGGCUGUCAAUAUUGUAGCUGCAACCCCUUUGGAAUUCUGCUUUCCUCGGUUUGUGAUGUUUUUACUGGGCAGUGCCAAUGUCAGAGUCUUGCGACGGGUCUAUACUGUGAUGAAUGUCUUCCUGGUUACUGGGGCCUUGGGAACAGCCUGUAUGCUUGUUCUGCUUGCAACUGUGAUAUUGGAGGUGCACAUAGUAGUGUAUGCUAUCAGAGUACUGGUGCGUGUGACUGCCUUCCUAACAUCAUAGGACUUCAGUGUAACCAGCCUGAAAAUGGAUAUUACUUCGUCCCACUUGAUUAUUACAUCUAUGAAGCAGAGAAAGCCCAAGCCCUCUCUGGAUCAGCAACCAUAGUACAGCCAACACCUAUGCCGAAGUGCAAAGAAUUUUUCCUUAAACAAGGAAUAGAUUUUCGAUUUGAAAAUGACAGAAUAAUACUUAAGACAAUGGAGAAAAGAAGUCUGCGAGGAAGACGGCAGGCACAGGAAAUUCUUCCUUAUGGCUCUGAAGGUGUUGUGGAGUUGGUCUUACGCAAGCCAACUCCCGGCACUCCAGUGACUUGGACAGGACCUGGAUUUGCACGAGUUCUAAAUGGGGCUGGACUGAGAUUUGCUGUCAACAACAUCCCAUUCUCCAUGGAGUUCAUCAUUGCAAUCCGAUAUGAGCCUGAGUUAUUGGAAGACUGGACAGCAAGAAUAGUGGUCAACCUGCCAAAGGAUGUAGUGAGUGAACACUGCAAGCAUAGGACAGAUCAGGCUCAGGGAUAUACCUUACAUCUUCCUGCUACUUCCAGGUUAGCUCUACUUAACACAUCUAUAUGCUUGGAUCCAAAAGCAGAAUACUUAAUAGAUGUUUAUUUUUCGCAAAUAUCAAACAUUGAUAAUAACAACAAACUAUAUAUAUUAGUCGAUUCGCUUGGACUGAUUCCACAGAUUGAAUCUGUAAGUAAUCUGUGUAGUGAAGCAGAAAUUGAAGAAUAUGAGUAUUAUAACUGCAUUGAGAUUGCAUCUGAUAUUGGAAUAGAAAUGCUUCCCGAUCUGUGUGAGCGGCUCAUUGUUAGCAUGUCGGCGCGAAUACAUAAUGGAGCUGUUAAGUGCACAUGUAAUCCCGAUGGAUCAUUAAGCGCUGCAUGCAGUAAGAUUGGAGGACAGUGUCAGUGCAAACUGAAUGUUGUUGGAAGCUGCUGUAAUAGAUGUGCUGUAGGCAGUUAUGGAUUUGGUCAAAGUGGUUGUCAAGAGUGCGAUUGUGAUAGCCAAGGUUCAUUGAGCGGUUUAUGUGAUCAGGUGACUGGACAGUGUGCAUGCCGUAAAGAAGUUAAGGGUCGUCGCUGUGACAGCUGCCUGCCUGGAUAUUCUGGAUUUCCAAAAUGUCGACCCUGUCAGUGCAAUGGCAAUACAGAACUAUGUGACCCAGUGACUGGUGCUUGCAUAGACUGCAAUAAAUUUACAAAUGGAACCAACUGUGAACGAUGUAUUGAUAAUUACUUUGGAAACCCAAUAUUGGGGCAGACAUGUCGCCCAUGCAUGUGCCCAGAUUCUCCUACAAGCAAACAAUAUUUUGCACAUUCCUGUGAACAAGACCCCGAUUCUUUGGAGGUGACGUGCAGCUGUCUUGAAGGUUACACAGGAAAAAGCUGUAAAGAAUGUCCUAAGGGUUUUUAUGGAGAUGUAAAAGAAGAGGAACAGUGUUUACCCUGUCAGUGCAAUAACAACAUUAAUGUAUCAGAUCCUGAAUCAUGCGAUAAAGUCACAGGGGAGUGUUUAAAAUGUUCGAAUAACACAUAUGGAAUGAACUGUGAAUCCUGUCUACCAGGUUUCUUUGGAUCUGGACGUCUUCAGAAUUGUUCAAGCUGUGUCUGUAAUCCGAAGGGAACAAAUGUUGAGACUUGCUCGAUUUACGAGGAAGUUGGAGAAUGCGUCUGUGACAGAACUACUGGGCAAUGCCCAUGCUUGCCUAAUGUCACUGGUCUUAGCUGUGACAAGUGUGCCUCUGGAUACUGGGGUUUUAACAAUGGAAAAGGAUGUCAACCUUGUGACUGCUACCAAAAUAAUUCUUAUGGAAACCAGUGCAAUGAGCUUACAGGUCAGUGUUUAUGCAAACUAAAGUACAAAGGGAAGAAGUGUGAUCAAUGUCAAGAAAACCACUAUGGAAAUCCAAAGGUUCAAUGCACAUCUUGCAAGUGUAAUGUACAAGGUACACAAAAGCCUAUGUGUGAUAAAGAUACGGGUUCAUGCAACUGUAGAACUGGGGUCACUGGAAGAAACUGCGACCAAUGUGCUCCUAAAUUCAAACAAGAGUUCCCUGCAUGUGAACGGUGUCAUAUGUGUUUUGACCAGUAUGACCCUGAAGUAACUGCUCUGGCGGACUCUAUCCAUGGAUUGGUUAGACUAGCUGCUAAUAUUGGCCCAACCAGAUCACAAACUGGAUGUGAUGUUCAGCUGAGUAUUCUUCAAGAUAAACUCUUUGCCAUAGAGAAAAUCUUUCGGAGUCCUAUUCUGACACCUACAAAAUACACGAAAGUGAAGGACUUCUAUGAUAGCAUACGGCAGAGAUUUAAUAAAAUAAAAAUAGCAGAUUUUGGAAAGUUCAAUGAGAUUCCAAAGUUGAAUAAAACAAUAUGGGAUAUUGAGAAAGAGACUGAUGAUUUAUUUAAGGAACUGAACAAAAUAAAGAAAAAGAAAGAGAGAGAAAAUGUAAUCAAAGAGAGACAAAAUGAAAUCAAAGUCAAAGAUUUGCAAGAGUCUUUUGAUAAGAUCAAAAAACACUACAAAACAUCAAUAUCUGCUGUAGAGAAAGCACAAAAUGUUGUGCCUGUUAUUCGAACAGCCAAAAAAACGAUGAAAAACAUUUCAACUGCAUUGAACAAUCUGGAUGCAAAAGACAAACAAAAUUUUGAAAAGCUAAAUAAAAUGAAAUCUCUGCAAAUACUGAAAAUGAAUGAGAUGGUUUGUGGAACAGUUUGGGACUUUCCCUGUGAGAUUGCACCUUGUGGAGGCGCUUUAUGCCGAGAUAAGUUUGGAAAGAGAAAAUGUGGAGGGCCAAACUGUAAUGGAGCUGUUUCACUGGCAAAAGAUAGCCUGGAGAAAGCAAAGGAAUCAGAUGCUAAAUUAAAGAGUGUUGUAAUUCAUCUCCUUGAUGCUGAAAAACAGAUUGAGAACAUAAGGCGACUGGCAGAAGACACAAAGUUAAAAGCCUCAAGAUUGAACAAAACAUUAAGUAAAGCAAUGACUCGUAUAGAAGCUGACAAAACGCGCUCAAAAGAGCUUAUAAAGAAUGUUAAAGAUUUUCUAUUAGACAGUGUAACCGUUUAUCAAUGCCGAGGCAAGAAGGUACAAGGUGGAGGUAUAAUUAAGAAGCCACAGGAAGUCGAUGCUACUCUAGACCCAGAAGAAAUAGAGAAAAUAGCUAAAGACGUUCUUGCUAUUACGCUACCAGCAGCCCCUUAUGAUUUAAUUAACAUGCUGAACAAAAUGAAAAAGUAUUGUGAUGAUUACAAUCAAAACAAGAAAAAUUUGCAAAGCCAACUAGAUAGAGUAAAGAAACUCACUCAGCAAGCAAAGGAUGCCAAAAAAGCUGUUGAAAAACUUCCAAAUGGAGAUGAGGUUCGAAAUAAUUUAAAACAAACUGAAAAUGCUCAGAAGAAAACCAUCAAUUUACUAAAAAAUAUAAAUAAGGAUAUCCAAGAUAUCAGAAAUAAACUUUCACAGGCUAAAACAAAGGCAGAUUUGACUGAUAACAAAUUUAAGGCUAUAAAAGACCUACACACUCAACUUGAGACAAAGAUAGCAGACCUGCAAAAAAAGAUGCUACAGAACAGAAACACGGCUACAAAAGCACAAAAAGGUGCAAAUUCAGCUUUAGCAGCGGCAGCUGAAAGUGAAAAGAGCCUCAAUAACCUAAAAGAUAAAUAUGAGUUACUCAAGGAAAAGCUAAAGAACAGGGAGGUCCCUCCAGAGUUUUUAGAAAGACUGCAACAACUGAAACAAAAUGCAGAAGAUUUGGUGAAUGAAAUUGAUGGAAAAUUUAAUCGCAUAUCAGACUUAGAAGAGAAGAUUCAUGACCUGAACAAAGAAAAUGAAAACAAGGCCAAUCAAUUACUUCAACUAGAGGAGAGAGUCAUAGAGCUUAAGGACUACAUUUUUAAUGAAGAAAAUAGACAAGCUACCUGUAGAGCCUAGUUUUAUCUUAUUUGAUAGUUACAUUGUAUGACUUAAUAUGCUUGACUUGUUUG